Ictalurus punctatus (channel catfish) is the source of this 2359-nucleotide messenger RNA. RefSeq lists its product as uncharacterized. Gene Ontology annotation, molecular function: protein dimerization activity. The record is from RefSeq and is a predicted model, not a curated record. NCBI's taxonomy places the organism in Eukaryota, Metazoa, Chordata, Actinopteri, Siluriformes, Ictaluridae. The coding region runs from base 1309 to 2007 and encodes 232 amino acids. The transcript has 2 exons.
AGCAAAAACAGAAAGGUGACAAUUUAAUCAAAAGUUAUGCCUCAGUUCAAAAUCCUUUUAACUCACAUUCCAAAUAAUCUAGAACUGGUACUGAGACAGUUACAGUGUUGGAUUUAGAAGUAGGUCUGUCAACGUUAACGCAUGCAAUUCAUCUAAAAAUUUAACGCAAAAAUGUAUACGCAAAUUAAUAAUUUGAUCAAGUUUGAUCCCAACUUCUUCCCGUUAUUGCACUAGCUUUGUGCAAUAAGGGGAAACGGGAGUAAUUCGAUGACAGAGGAGACGGUGUCUGCUCUGCUGAAAGGCAAGUUUCCUUAUAAAAAGCCUCCAGAUGGAAAUUUUGAUUAACCAAAGUUGUGUGCACUUAUUGCCGUGAAGAACUGUCCUUCCACCGAAGCACGACAAGUCUGAAGUACCAUCUUUGGGAAAAAUACAUUUUUGCUGAUUUUAGUAAAGAUGCUAGUGCUGAGACAGGGUCAACAAGCCAUGCUCAUCAAAUGACACUGGCCAAGUGGGGCCGGGGCAACAAAACAGAAACAGUCGAGCUAACUAGCGUAAUCACUAAAUGGAUCGCCACAGACGGCAGGUCCAUCAACAUAGUUCAGGACCGGGGCUUCAAGACAUCAUUCAGACAGCCACAGGCGACUCAUACAAGCUAACUUCUAGAGGAGCUAUUGUUAUGAGAAGACAUGAACUGUAUGAUGCUGAAAAAGCUACGAAAAUGAGGAAGUUGGCAGAAGGUACUUUUAUUGCACUUACUGGAGACCACUGGACAUCAGGAAGUAACCAUAACUACCUCUGUGUAACAGCACACCUAAUUGAUGACAACUGGCAGCUGCACUUUAGGCAUGUUAAAAACAGAAGAAAGGCAUUUUGUCGAAGCAUGCGCUAGCCAGUUUCUCAAAGUUGCAAAUGAGUGGGCGAUAACGGGCAAGGUCACAACUAUUGGAACAGCCGCUGCUCGCAAUAUGAUUGCUGCUGCAAGGAGUCUACCAUUCGAGCAUGUGCUGUGUGUGGUGCACAUGAUACAAAGGGUGAUCUCUGUGGCUUUACGGGACAGCGGAUUUGACCAUGUUUUAGCCAAGUGCCAUAUAAUAGUAGGACACUUCAGACACAGUCCCGCAAACACCACGGAGCUGAAAGCUCAGCAACCCUCUCAUGGACUAAUAGAGGAGUCCCUCGUCCAGGAUGUACCGAAGAGCUGGAAUUCAACUCUUGAAAAGAUAAGGCAGAUUCAACACAACGAAGAUCCACUGGAAACAACGCUGGCACAGCAGAAGCACAACUUCGCCAUGCUAACCUCAGCUGAAUAUGACAGGCUGGCAAAGUUGGAAACAUUGCUGGAGCCCUGCAGGUGAGCUCCUAGUUGGGAAAAAGUAUGCAUCCUUCUCCGUGGUGCUACCUGCACUAUGUCAUCUCCUGCGUACAAUGGAGGUCUCUGAUGUUGACCCUGCCCACAUAGCGCGCUUCAAGGCUACAUUCACCAAGGACCUCAACGGGCGAAAGGAGAACUCAAACCUGUGGUGGUUAAAGGUAGCAAACGCUCGAGAUCCUAGGUUCAAGGACCUUAGGUGCUUGCCCAGAGCAGAGAAGGGAGAUGUGUGGCAAAAGCUGAGUGAGAUGCUGAAGGACAGAGAACCUGCACCACAGACCUCUGGAGAAAAAGUGGAGCCAGAGCCACGAAAGAAGAAGAUGGCCCUCCUACUCAUGGGAUCAGAGUCAGAGUCUGAUGAUGAGGUACUGGCAACAGAUAAAUCUCUAGAAAGGUACCAGGCAGAGCCCUAUGUCAGCAUAGAAACAUGUCCAUUACAGUGGUGGUCGUCACAAGCAGGUACAUGCGAUAAGCUGUCCCAUAUUGCAAAAAGGUGCUUGGCUACACCUGCCUCAACAGUGCCAUGUGAGAGACUGUUCUCUUUGGCAGGCCACAUUCUGCAGAAGAGGAGGUCAGCUCUAUCAUCUGAAAAUGUGAACAAGUUAGCCUGCCUGAGCAACUGGUUGAAAGAAGAGUAGACUGUAUGAUUGGUUGACAGGAGGCAUGUUGCACAGAUGCACACUGACUGAAGUAAUUAUCUUUAACCAAGAAUGUAGAGACUGUUCACUCUUUCUCUUCACAGACGUUAUAUCAUUCCUUUUCUAAAAUAGGCCUACUUAUUAUUGCUUUCAUUUGAGUUGAUGUUACUAUGCAAAACAUUUAGAGGUAAGCUAUUUAUGACUUUGAAGCAGAUGUUACUUUUUAACAGUUGUUGGUUUCUGCUAAAUAUGUCUGCAGUGUUCAUACAGAUGCCUCCACAAAUUAAGAGAUUGUUAUUGAACACUUGUUAAAUAAAAUGUUAAUGGAUGAGACAAUAAAACUGAAGAAUCU